Dreissena polymorpha is the source of this 1312-nucleotide messenger RNA. RefSeq names its product putative nuclease HARBI1. The coding region runs from base 216 to 965 and encodes 249 amino acids. The transcript has 3 exons. Lineage: Eukaryota; Metazoa; Mollusca; Bivalvia; Myida; Dreissenidae. The record is from RefSeq and is a predicted model, not a curated record.
UUGGGGGAGAAACGUCUAGGGGAGGAAACGUCUUGGGGGUGAAAUUUAUAGUUUAUUCAUUUUUAGGUGUGUUGUUCCAUGAGAAAAAUGAGCCAGUUAGGGUGGAAGGCUAUGCUGAGCAAAUUGUUCCACUCUAUACAGACAUAGAUUUCAGGUCACAUUUCCGACUACAAAGGUCAACCUAUCAGGAACUCUGUGAAGCUGUGGCACCUUUUAUGGUACGUGAGCGAUCAAUGUCUGUGGACAAAAGAAUAUUGGCAACUUUGUGGAUGCUUGGGAACCAAGAAUCGUACAGGAGCGUGGCUGACCGAUUUGGGAUAAGUAAAGGAACUUUACAUCUUACAGUCAUUGCAACAUGUAGAGUAUUGUCUGCGAUGAUGGAGCAGCACAUCAAAUUUCCGGAAUCUCGGCAUGAGCUUAAGACAAUUGCCGAUGGAUUUCAGCAACGAUGUGGAAUGCCUGGUGUUGUAGGGGCUGUUGACGGGACUCACAUUGCAUGUCCUGCUCCAAUAUCGGAGCAUAGGUCCUCAUUUUUCAACAGGAAAGGGUUCGCCAGUUUAGUUCUCCAAGUAGUAUGCGACAGCAAUUUGAAAUUUUUGGACAUAUACACAGGAUGGCCAGGUUCUGUUCACGAUGCCCGUGUAUAUAGGAACAGUCCAGUGGCACAAAAAAUUGAAAAUCUCCCAGAUGAGUUCCAUGUGCUCGGGGAUUCAGCGUACCCCCUGACAAGACAUCUCCUUGUUCCAUAUAGAGAAAAUGGACAUUUGGAUCAAUUACAAAAAAAAUUUAACAAAUGCCAUUCGUCGACAAGAGUUGAUGUGGAACGUGCCAUUGGUCUAUUGAAAUGUAAAUUCCGGCGGCUGAAAUACUUGGACAUGCUCAUGGAGCUGGAGAUACCCGUCGUGAUCUCUGCUUGUUGUGUCCUUCACAACUUCAUUCUGCAGAGAGUCAGACACAGAACCUGAAGUGGACACAUUUGAUGAUAUAGGCAUGGAUGCCUCUGAGGCAGUGGGAGACGGGUCAGGCCCGCCCAGAAGCAGAGGAGAAGAGACGUGCCAUUGCCCUGGAAUUGUGAUGAGAUAUCCCUACUUCGAUAUGUGUGCAUAUGUUCAUGCUUAAUGUGUUAUUAACAAUUGGAAGCCAAUACCUGUUUUGUAGGAUGAUGUUUUUUUGUGGUGGACUUAUGAGUUUGUGAAGGUAAAACGCCUGGAAAAUAUUAUUUAAAUUCAAAGAGUAUUGCUAUUAUUAAGCAUGCUUUAUUGUUUUGUAUUGUUGGAAAGAUUAUGAGCAGAAUAAAAGAUCAAUAAUUUGA